CCUUUGGGGCUCCCCUGACUUCCGACUGCGGAGGAGGCUGUCCCUGUAACUGCCCUUCCGGCAUGGCGACAGUUCCACAGGCCAGGGACAGCGGUCGUGCAGACGCCGCGCCCUCGUGGCUGCAGCGCUCUGUUACCGCCGCUCGCCUGCUCCUGUCUCUGGGACCCGCAGUUCCCAGCCUGGAGUCGGGUGUCCCGGGUGGCAUGAGGACACUGGGUGCAGAGCAGGUGCUGAUCAGCGCCGCCUGCCCAUCCUGACAGGCCAACCCUGGACCGCCAAAGCGAGGGGCCUCCCGAGGCUACGUGCGGCUCCCUCGCGCCCACUCCUGCUCCAGCGGUCUCUCCGCCGAGCGGAAAGCCGCGGUGACAUGCUGCGGUGCUCACACUCCCGCGGGACCGAAGCCUGACUGAUGUCGCAGGGACACUGGGUUCCCUAGUUGCUGCCCCAGGCUUAAUGAUUGUCCAGAAGGCAGCUAUAAAGAGCCUGGGUGGAGGAGGGAGCAGAAAAACACAGCUCAGCAGAUCUGGGCACCAAGAGAGCUAGCGGCAAGCAGGAGCAGUCAAGAGGCUGUGCUCAGAAGCACCGUGACCUGGCCUGCUGGGCCCGCUUCUUCUACCAUGGCGGCCCAAGGCUAUGGCUAUUAUCGCGCUGUCAUCUUCGCAGCCAUGUUUGGGGGCUACAGCCUGUACUACUUUAACCGCAAAACCUUCUCCUUCGUCAUGCCAUCCUUGGUGGUAGAGAUUGCUCUGGACAAGGAUGAUUUGGGGCUCAUCACCAGCAGCCAGUCGGCAGCCUAUGCCAUCAGCAAGUUUGUGAGUGGGGUACUGUCUGAUCAGAUGAGCGCUCGCUGGCUCUUCUCCUCUGGGCUGCUCCUGGUCGGUCUGGUCAACGUAGUCUUCUCUUGGAGCUCCACAGUACCAGUCUUUGCUGCUCUCUGGUUUCUUAAUGGCCUGGCACAGGGGCUGGGCUGGCCCCCCUGUGGGAAGAUCCUGAGGAAGUGGUUUGAGCCAUCCCAGUUUGGCACUUGGUGGGCUGUGUUGUCAACCAGCAUGAACCUGGCUGGAGGUUUGGGACCUAUCUUGGCCACGAUUCUUGCCCAGAGCUACAGCUGGCGCAGCACCCUGGCCCUGUCUGGGGCACUGUGCGUGGCUGUCUCCUUCCUCUGCCUGCUGCUCAUCCACAAUGAACCUGCUGAUGUUGGACUCCGAAAUCUGGACCCUACCCCCUCCAAGGGCAAAAAGGGUUCAUCCAAGGAGGACAGCACCCUACAGGACCUGCUGCUGUCCCCCUAUCUCUGGGUGCUCUCCACUGGCUACCUUGUAGUCUUUGGAGUAAAGACCUGUUGUACAGACUGGGGCCAGUUCUUCCUUAUCCAGGAGAGAGGCCAGUCCGCCCUUGUGGGUAGUUCCUACAUGAGUGCCCUGGAGGUUGGAGGCCUCGUGGGCAGCAUUGCAGCUGGCUAUCUGUCAGACCGGGCCAUGGCAAAGGCAGGGCUGUCUAUGUAUGGGAACCCUCGUCAUGGCCUGUUGCUGUUCAUGAUGGCUGGCAUGGCAGCAUCCAUGUUCCUCUUCCGGGUAACAGUGACCAGUGACUCACCCAAGAUCUGGAUCCUGGUGUUGGGAGCUGUGUUUGGUUUCUCUUCUUACGGUCCCAUUGCCUUGUUUGGAGUCAUAGCCAAUGAGAGUGCACCUCCCAACUUGUGUGGCACCUCUCAUGCCAUUGUGGGACUCAUGGCAAAUGUGGGCGGAUUUCUGGCUGGGUUACCCUUCAGCACCAUCGCCAAGCACUAUAGCUGGAGCACAGCCUUCUGGGUGGCAGAAGUGAUUUGUAUAGCCAGCACAGUUGUCUUCUUCUUGCUUCGAAAUAUCCGCACCAAGAUGGGCCGAGUACCCAAGAAGGCAGAGUAAAGAGAGUAUUCACGAUGGAACAUCCCCAACCUCAGCCUCCUUGGCAGGGCAUAGAAAGGGAGAAGCUGCACUGGUUGGCAUAGAACCUUUCUGUGUCUACACUGUCUCCUUGACCUCCCUGGUGCUGCAAGUUAUCAGUGGCUAAUAAGAUCGCAACUCCCCACCCUAUGCUCUAUUUAAAUGAUGUUUUGUUUUUAGACUCCACCAGCUUCUCUUUCUACCUUUAGCAGACAGACAACUCCUGCAUUCAGGGUGUCUCCUCUGUCCUUCCUUUCCUAGGUUCUGUCCUGUCCCCAUCUCCUAGUGAGAUGAACCUGUCUCUGCAGCCGCAGAACAUUAAUGCCUGUGCUUUCUGUUGUACCCCAAGGCUUCUUGGCAGGGGGCAAAGUUAUUGACAAUACCUCAGUCCCCAAGGGAAAAAAGGAAGCCACCAUCCUCACCAAUACCCUGGGACAGAAUGGAGGAAUAUAGCAGGCAAGCCGACUUGUUACAGAUUAAUAAAACUAGAUUUGAUACUAAA
Molecule: messenger RNA, 2427 nt
Organism: Peromyscus californicus insignis
Lineage: Eukaryota; Metazoa; Chordata; Mammalia; Rodentia; Cricetidae
Gene: Slc37a4
Product: solute carrier family 37 member 4
Exons: 9
Coding region: 618-1907 (429 amino acids)
Biological process (GO): phosphate ion transmembrane transport; glucose-6-phosphate transport
Cellular component (GO): endoplasmic reticulum membrane
Molecular function (GO): glucose 6-phosphate:phosphate antiporter activity
Source: RefSeq, a predicted model, not a curated record